This is a messenger RNA of Sorghum bicolor (sorghum), 1050 nucleotides long. RefSeq names its product HVA22-like protein a. The coding region runs from base 198 to 776 and encodes 192 amino acids. The record is from RefSeq and is a predicted model, not a curated record. NCBI's taxonomy places the organism in Eukaryota, Viridiplantae, Streptophyta, Magnoliopsida, Poales, Poaceae. The transcript has 6 exons.
GCCGGAAACACUCUCUUCAGUCACGUCAGGUCGACGACGAAGACACGGAAAGGUUGGUGAAGGAGCGAAGAAAACGAAAGGCGGCCACUCACUCGCAGUCGCAGGUUCUAGACCACCAAACCCAGCGGCUCCGCUCAUCCCAGGUCGGCUCUCGCAUUCCUCCACAGAUUUCGCAGUUUUGCUGGGCGGACUGCAGAAUGGGGGGCGGAUCCGGAUCUUUCCUCAAGGUCUUGGUCAACAACAUGGAUGUUCUCGCGGGGCCUUUAGUUUCACUUGCAUAUCCUCUGUAUGCCUCUGUUAGAGCAAUUGAAACAAAAUCUGCUGUGGAUGAUCAGCAAUGGCUCACAUACUGGGUGCUGUACUCAUUUAUCACUCUAUUCGAGCUCACCUUUGCUCCAGUACUCGAAUGGCUCCCAUUCUGGUCUUAUGCGAAACUGUUUUUCAAUUGCUGGUUAGUAUUGCCACAGUUCAAUGGAGCUGCACAUGUAUAUGAGCAUUUUGUGAGGCCAAUGAUUGUAAAUCAGCAAGUUGUAAACAUCUGGUAUAUUCCAAAGAAGGAUGAAUCAGGCAGGCCUGAUGAUGUAAUUUCAGCUGCACAGAGAUACAUUGAGCAAAAUGGAUCAAAAGCGUUUGAGAAUCUUGUUAACAAGUUUAAGAGUUCAAACCCAAAGCGCUCAAUUCUGGAGGAGGUAGAGGUUGAAAGGAGAGCCAGGAUUCAACGAGAAUCUGAAGCAAGGGAGGUGAAUCCUUUCUUCAAUCCAGAAUAUCAAUACUAGGCAACCUGUUUUCUUUCACUCUCCAGGAAUGUGCUAGGAUCAGUUUGGAGGAAGAUGUCUGGAUAUUAGCACUGCAUUUUGCACCUACCGAGUCGAUAAUAUUGUGUAGCUGUAAAACCAUGCAUGAUUGUUGUAAAUAUGUUGUAGCGAUGGAACUCCUUCAUAUAAUGGUCAUGUCAUGAAUAUUUCAUGUUGCUCAAAAUUAUGUAUUCGUGACACUGGACUCUAGUUAUGUGCCUCAAUGGUUUCAUGAAGGUAGUUGUUGAUCUAGGUA